AUUCUUUACCUUCCAGUGUGACCGCACUUCUACUAUACAUCGCGAAUGUGACACGAUGCAAGAUGCUUGCUAGAUCAUGAAUAUUUACAUAUUUUAACAGGGGGAAGUGAUUAGUGACACCUCUUUUACCUAAUGCCGGCUUCUACACAUUGUUAGCGACAUGUGAGGAAUAUUCCUAAUUGCCUUAUGACGAAAUGACGUGCAAAUAAAAUGCUUGCUGCUACCCCAGUCAAGUCUACAUCCUCUGCUGCCUUCCACAAUCUUUUUGGGGUCUUGUCGACGGCUGACAGUGCUCCCCCACCAUCUAACUUGUCAGCAAUCGCAUCUGGAAGCUCUGAGGGCUCUCAUACUCAGGAGGCUCACUCUCCCUUGUCCCUAACACAAUCACAUGCAGGGCAGGCAGACAUGACUGAAAUAUUAACUCAUCUGCGCUCUAUUCCUACUAGACAGGAUUUGCAACACGACCUGCAAUCCCUGGAACAGAGAACUCAGGAUGCUGUCAAGAUCCUUCUGGACUCUACUCAAUCAGAUCUCACUCACAUUGGUAACUGAGUGGUUACGCUGGAAGAUCAUAAUGACCAGGUGGACUCUAGACUAGUCGAGGUCGAUAAGGUGGUUAAUCAUCAAUCCUGUCUAUUGAUUGAUAUGCAGGUGCUGCUAGACGACUUGGACAAUAUAGGGUCUCGUAACAAUCUAAGAGUUUGAGGCAUACCUGAAGAUGUCCCUCCAGAGGGUAUUGUGGACGCCCUUAGAAAAAUCUUUAACAAACUACUGGAGGCAGAUCCUAAUGGGGAGAUUAUGUUUGGCCAAGCCCAUCGGGCCCUGCGCCCUAAGGAUUUACCCUCGGAACAUCCUCGAGACAUUAUAUGCCGCUUACACUACUUUACAAUCAAAGAAAAAAUCUUGCAACAGGCACGUCGCAUAAAGGAAAUUAAUUUGAAUGGCAAGUCCAUCCAGAUAUUCCAGGAUCUUUCCUGGCACACACUGCAACAAAGACGUUUACUUCAUCCACUCACUGAGGAACUCUGCAAGAAGAAUCUAAAAUUUCGAUGGGGCUAUCCACUUAGUGUUCAAGUUUUCCAUGAAGGAACUGUCCACACGGUGCAAAUACCAGAAGAUGUCUCAGUGUUCUGCUCUUCCCUGGGUCGCCCCCCGGUUUCCUUGCCUAAUUGGUUGGACCUUCCUCAUUUGCCAGCAACACCCCAAUCCCGGAGGGAAAUGUAGCAGGUCCCUCGUACCUCCAGGAGAUGAGGCGUAGCUCCCAGGCCAUGGAGGAUACUGCAGUCCCUUAACUCCUAAUCCUUAUAUCCUUAUUUUUUAUGCUUUAUUACCCUGUGUCUGAAGCAUGUAUAAAGGGCGAUGGGUGCUGCUCUCUGCAUCUGCUCCCGGGGGGUCGUAACCAUUGAAAACAAGCGAUACCUCUUUGUGCAGAAGCUGGGUGAGGGAGGAUUUAGCUAUGUAGAUCUGUUUGAAGGGGUCCAUGAUGGUAGGUUCUAUGCCGUGAAACGCAUAUUGUGCCACGACCGGGAGGAUCGUAAGGAAGCUCUUCAUGAGGUGGAAAUGCAUCGAUUAUUUAAUCACCCUAAUAUCUUGCCUCUAGAGGCGCACUGCAUGAUGGAGAAGGGGCCCAAAUGGGAGGCCUGGCUGCUGCUUCCAUUCAUUCAGAGGGGGACUUUAUGGAAGGAGGUUGAAGGAUUGCGAGAUAAGAAUACAUUCCUGUCAGAGGAGAAGAUUCUGUACAUUUUACAUGGCAUAUGCAUGGGACUGAAAGCUAUUCAUGACCAGGGAUAUGCUCACAGAGAUUUGAAACCCACCAAUGUGCUGCUAGAGGAGGAGGACAGACCUCUGCUAAUGGAUCUGGGGUCUAUGAACCACGCACGUAUCGAGGUGACGGGAUCCAGACAGGCAAUGGCAGUGCAGGAUUGGGCUGCACAACGAUGUACCAUCUCCUACCGGGCACCAGAGCUAUUCAAUGUCAGCAGUAACUGUGUGAUUGAUGAAAGGACAGAUAUCUGGUCUCUUGGCUGUGUGCUGUAUUCCAUGAUGUUUGGGGAGGGCCCAUACGACAUGAUCUUCCAGAAAGGUGACAGUGUGGCUCUGGCUGUCCAGAAUAAUCUUUCAAUCCCUGAAAAUAACAGGUACUCCCAGGAAUUACAGUUACUUCUCUCCUCCAUGAUGGUGGUUGAUCACCUAGAUAGGCCGUACAUCUCCACGAUAAUCACCCAACUAGAGGCUCUGAACCCUGUGGUAGAUGGACAGGCUACCACUAGGAUAUGAUGUAAUAGGAAGGUACCUCCCUCAAGUGCUGCUUCUAACAGACUACAGUGCACCCUCAGCCACAGGACCAGUGUCAUACUGUGGGGUAUUGCAUAUGACGUCAGGGGGAAUUGGUGGACUGUAGCAAGACUUCGGGUUUAUGGUUUCUGUCUAAACACUUUUUUGUUGCUUUUUAUGAAUUGUUUUUAUUUCCAAUGUUUUAAGAACAUUUUAUAAUGUAAUGUCAUGAACUGAUAACUUGACCUCUGAGUGACAUCACCUGGAUGGGUGCUGCUCAUUUAUCUACAGGUGGUAUAGACUGCACAGUGCUAAGACUCCAGUUCUGUCUUCUAGGGGCUGUUAAUCUUAGGCCAGUGUCCCGUCUCUGACCUCUGGAGCAUGAUCCUGUAUGCUGUGUAUGACCUUCAUGUUUUGUCUCACCUGUCCCUUUAAAGGGAACUCAUGAUUAAAACUCAUGUUUGGAUUGUA
Messenger RNA from Pseudophryne corroboree (corroboree frog), 2745 nucleotides. RefSeq names its product serine/threonine kinase 16 (gene STK16). The coding region runs from base 1360 to 2277 and encodes 305 amino acids. The transcript has 8 exons. Gene Ontology annotation, biological process: protein phosphorylation. Gene Ontology annotation, cellular component: cytoplasm; Golgi apparatus. The record is from RefSeq and is a predicted model, not a curated record. Lineage: Eukaryota; Metazoa; Chordata; Amphibia; Anura; Myobatrachidae. Gene Ontology annotation, molecular function: ATP binding; protein serine/threonine kinase activity.